CAUUCAGCAGUUUAAUCGCGACUUUCAUCACCUAAGCUGUGAUUUAUGAUCGGUCACGAGAUUUCUAUAAUAAAAUAUAUAGAUCCCGAUAAUAAUUUAUUGCAUAUAUUCGAAAAAAAAUUGACUUUCGAGAUUAUAAGUAGAUACUCGGAGGCAGUUACAAUCACAAAAUGUAUUCAUGUGCCAUAAAUGAGUUUACAUUCUAAUAUUUUCUUUUAUGCGAUUACAAUUAGCAAAUUUCCCAAUCAAAAUAAAGCGAGGAAAGCACAAUGACAUUUACUGAGUGGGCUGCCAGAUUCAAUUUGUACAUUCUAAAUAAUUUAGCUGCAGCUAUAUUUAUAUAUUUGGGUGUCUAAAAACGAUAUAAAAAGGACAUAAACUAAUUUGUUGUACAAGUGUGGUGACAAAAGUAUUAUUUGUAACUCAGUUUGCUUAAAUGAAAAAAACAACUAAAUUUGCUGUCUGUUAGUUGACAAUAAUAUACGUUAAAUAUUAAUAAACUUUAAUUGGAAAUGCUUAUUCGAAACACGGUCGUGUAAUGUUUUCCAGUAAGUAAGUCGGGCAUAUUUUAAUACAUUUUACGAAACCUCGUAUAUUUGUCACAAUAUGUUCUCCCAAAAACGGUGAUAUAUAAAUCUGUUCUCUAAUCGCCAAGUCCCGUCGUAAAUCACGUAUUACUCAUAUCUCCGAAUUCGCAAACCUCUGCUGAAUGCGCCCGUUUGAUUAAGCCACGCAAUCUGACACAUAAACACGGCCUACGUUUCAAGUCGAACAAGAUCGCAUAGACACUCGAAAGUACACACAACAACGCACAUAUGUACAUUACGUAUGUAUAAAUCACAGGUAUGACGACUGAGUUAACUGGCGAACCUGCUGAAUUAUUGAACAGUGUUUUGUUUUUGGCGAACAGCACUGGCAAUGAAAUUGCAAAUGCUCAUGGAAAUAUUGUAGAACCGGCGUCUAAUUGGCUCCAAGAGUUGUACGUUUCGCUUAUCGCGUCUGCUGUCCUCUUGUUUGUUCUUGUUCUUGUUUUCAUUUCACCGACGAUAAUAAAGACACGCACCCACCCACGAGCUGGAAAGAUAUGGAGGUGCUCCUUGGUCGGCGUCUCUGAAAUCCAGGUGUGUGUUUGCAUACGAAUUUUGGCAGCCAACGAAAAUGAACCAGCACCCGCCAGCUGACACCUUCGGUUUUUUUUUCUGCUGCUUUAUCGGUGGGUCUUUUGUAUUUAUAUUCACAUUUUUUAAGUGGUUACAUUUUGUUUAUUCUGGAGGAAGUCAGGCGCCCGGAGAGCCCCGGCAAACUGGUUCCAUUUGACAGGCCAAGUUAUUAUUAACAUUAACCAGAUUUGUAUUUGUUUAAGGCCAAAAAAGGAGGCACUUUCCAUCUCGACUUGUUUGAUUUCCCUGAGUUCAGCUAUAUGGAAUAUUAUUGCAAACAUUUUUUGUUUAUUUUUGUUGGCUUUCAGUUUCAUAAGCAUGAUGCUCCCCGUGUACCAUAUGUUCUCUAUAAAAAGUUGCUCAAAGAUAUCAAAAACAAUUUUAGUACUCUGUUUAUUUGUUCAAUAGUUUUGCGAGCAGGUGAAAAAACUGGUGCUUGCACCUUACAAACUGUUUUUAUAGUUUCUAGGAGAAAGUAUUUCCCAUUAAAACUUAGUUACUGUAGACUACUUUGCCCAAUUUAUCUAUAACAUAAAGAAAGAAUACAGAUGUGCUUCCCGCCUCAUCGGGGAUGCAGUUCCUCCUACUGUUGCUGCUGAGCUUCUCAUCUGCUUAUUCAAAUAAAGGGCAGGAGGAGCUUCAGAGGAACCUCUACAUAACGGACAAUUAUCACCAGAAUGUGGUGUCCAUACGGACGCGCAAACACAUUCGCCAUUGGGGUGACAAUCACUUCUGCGCCGGCUCCCUCCUCUCCGCCUGGUGGGUCGUCACCUCCAGCUGUUGUGUGAGCACCGUGCCGGAGAGCACGCCCAACAAGUCGAAUAGUCGGAAGAAUCUAAGGGUUGUGGUCUUCACACCCAGACGAUUGAAGAAGCCCUCGCCAAAAGACGUAUUUCACAUUCAGAAGAUUGUAUUGGAGGAGAACCCCUUGGGUGAGUGCUCCCAAUUGGCACUGCUGAAGCUGGAUCGCGGCGUUACUGGUCAAAGGUUGGCCAUGAUGCUGCCGGAUAAGGAGUUAAACAGCACUUGGCUAUGCAGCUCUCUCGGAUGGGGCAGGAUUUACUACGACGGACCCUACUCAAGCGAGCUGCUCCAAAUCAGAACCCAGAAAAUUUCGAGCUAUAGCUGCAAGCCAGCCUGCAACAGCUGCCUGUGCAUGGGUAGCUAUACGGGCAGGGGCAAUAUGUGUCAGCAGGACUUGGGCAGUCCACUCUACUGCGAUCGCUUCCUGUACGGCGUGGCGCGUCGAGUGCAAAGUUGCGAGGCUGAGGGCUUCAUGGUGUACACCAAUAUCUACCGCAAACGCAAAUUCAUCGAGGACACGUUGAGUGGGACACACUCGCAAAAGAACUCCUAUGCUUUCGUCUACUUCCUUGUGGAACUGGCGCUAGCUUCUUUUUUGGUAGUUUCAUCUGCAUGGACAUGUUGAUAUUUCAAACAGCAAACCGUAGGAUACAUUGUAUAUAUUUAAGGGUAUAUACAAAAGGGAAACGGUCUACCAGUUAGUGCAAAAUGUGUACAUUGAAGUACUGACUCAUUCUUUAAAUAGUUUCUUCGAGACAACUACGUCAAUAAGCUGUGUUACCACCUACACAUACUCUAGUCAGAGGAUAUUGACCCACAAUAUGGUUUUUUUGGAGCAUUGUGUCCGUGGAUUCGAGUGACUUUCCGUUUGUGGAUUGGAUCUUGACUUACUACUCGUUUAAGUUUAAGUUCAGGGUCGUGUGUGCGUGUGUUUAAUCACCCGACUUGUCUUCCCCAUUCAUCAGUUGAUGAUCGCUGAUCGCUGAUCGAUUGCCAAAAGUAGCAGCAGACACCGCCCCCUCUCCCCUCCCACCUGACCGCCCGCCCGCUUCCACUCUUCUCACCACCCCCUGUUACUUUUUGUUUUCCUGUAGUUUUUGGUUUCGCCUCUUUCGAUUCUUCUACUGUCUGGUAGCUAGCUCUCUUUCCGUUUCUAUUUCUCACCCACUCUCUCUUUAAACGCUUUCAUUGAAAUGGUUGUUUUGUACAGUGCAACUUGGCUAAAGCGAACUUUUGGUAGCUGUAUUUAAUAACUAGGAAAAAUUCUACUACAAAAUAAAUAUACAUAUAUAUUUCUACUUUAUUUUCUUUUCUCUUAUUUCAUUCUCUGUUAUUUUCUAAAUACAUAAUAAAUUCCUCUCUAUUUUCUGAUUGAACAAAAUCUUUGGUUGUUAAGUUUGUGUUUUUCAAGUUCGUUGCUUGGGAAGUUGCACUGUCAUAGUUCGAUUGCCAUUAUAGUAGCUGUUGUUGUUUUUUGUGUCA
This is a messenger RNA of Drosophila yakuba, 3446 nucleotides long. RefSeq names its product kallikrein 1-related peptidase b8. Bases 1732 to 2589 code for a protein of 285 amino acids. The transcript is spliced from 2 exons. The record is from RefSeq and is a predicted model, not a curated record. NCBI's taxonomy places the organism in Eukaryota, Metazoa, Arthropoda, Insecta, Diptera, Drosophilidae. Gene Ontology annotation, biological process: proteolysis. Gene Ontology annotation, molecular function: serine-type endopeptidase activity.